This is a messenger RNA of Uranotaenia lowii, 563 nucleotides long. RefSeq names its product peritrophin-1-like. The record is from RefSeq and is a predicted model, not a curated record. Gene Ontology annotation, cellular component: extracellular region. NCBI's taxonomy places the organism in Eukaryota, Metazoa, Arthropoda, Insecta, Diptera, Culicidae. The transcript is spliced from 2 exons. The coding region runs from base 40 to 561 and encodes 173 amino acids. Gene Ontology annotation, molecular function: chitin binding.
AGUCGUUUGUUCUUCGGAGCUCCAUCAAGAACGGAGGAAAUGAUUCAAUUUCUGUCAGUUUUGUUGGCAUUGCUUAUGUUAAUAAAUCUUGGCACAACCGAUGAUAUUCUUUGUAGCGGUAAUGACUCCGGCCCAACGCUCUAUCCGAGUCCCGAACUUUGCGAUGGAUACUUCGUCUGUCAAGGCGGAUUAGCUUAUCCCUUUCGAUGUGCAUCCGGAUUGAUAUUUGACAUGCACAGCCUGCAGUGCAGUCCCCCAGAAGGAUCCCAAUGUUUACCGGAUGUUUUGAACCCGCCUACAACGGAAGCACCAACAACGUUGAGUACAACCACAAUUGCUACAAGUACGGAUCCUGUUCCCAGUACUGUAAUUCCGAAUGAUGGUUCAGUCAAAUGUGCCCCCUGGCACGUGGACUUUUUUCCUCAUCCGUCCGAUUGUACUCGAUAUAUAAAAUGCUUUUUAGGAAACCCAAUCGUCAUUCGGUGCCCGUUCAACUUUCGAUGGAACCCAACACUCCGUCUGUGUGACUUCCGGUCGAAUGUUAUGUGUGAUGAUUUGUGAAU